Molecule: messenger RNA, 1458 nt
Organism: Stomoxys calcitrans (stable fly)
Lineage: Eukaryota; Metazoa; Arthropoda; Insecta; Diptera; Muscidae
Exons: 1
Coding region: 342-1448 (368 amino acids)
Source: RefSeq, a predicted model, not a curated record
AGGUGAAAGAGAUGUGGGUCGCAUAUUGCAGGUUAGCCAAGGCUGGGAGUUUGGGAAAGUAUGACAUCGAACUCCUGACUGAUCAUUGCAACACCAGAUGGCUAAAGUGAUGCAGGGCAUAUGUAGGGUCUGUAGCAAAUAGAAUAGCUCCCCCUUGCGGGGCAUAGCAUUUUCGGUAGUUACUUCUUUUCUUGUUUGGAUUCCCCCCAGCCACGUAGCCUUCGCCUCUAAUGUAGAAACCUAAAGUGGCAAUCCUGAAUUUUGUGCCAAUGACACAAACCAAAUAAAAAAAUUCAUUAAAAAUUCCCAUAUUCCAUUUGGAAAAGUGAAAGAAAAGGGAAAUGUCUGAGUCGCCACCGCUGGAACAUCAUGCAAAUUCGAAAUCAAAUCUCAUCGAAUGUCAACACAUUGGAGUCACGGCCAAGCUACAAUCACCUCUCAAGAAUCUAAUGGCAAUGGAUAGCUCGUCCUCCACUGAAGCUGAUAAUAAUCAGCCUUUAUAUGGGGCAAGAGACCAACAUCAAAAUUCCACAAAAUACAAUAAAUUCUCUAAUAAUAGAGCCUCAGUAGUCUCCAGCGAUUCCACUGUGACAGAUACAUCCAAGGUGCUCUAUGAAAUGAAAUCUUUGCCCACUAAGGCAACAUCCAAUGGGAUGUUGGGACUUUCUGUGACACCUGCCAAAAUAGAAUUUCAAUUGUACACCAGAAAUUCCAGGCACACAAGAAGGGGCAGCAAAUCUACAACGGCCUCAAACAAAAAGAAAACCAAACGCCAUCUAUUUGCAGACAAGGUGAAGAAAUCAAAGCCUAUGGGUGAGCAGAAGCCAAGCCUAUUUCAACGUUUCCGAGAUUCUUUAGCAGAAUUGGCCCAUGGUGCCCCCAACCGGCAAACUCAGCCAACGAGUAUAGAUAGCAUAUUCUCUGAUCUGCCGCAGCCCGAUUUAUAUGCCGAGCCAUGCCAGUGUGUAGCCCUUGGCGAAGUACGUCUUGGCAUUUAUCCUUUUGAUCAUGGACAUGCUGAUUAUCUCAAGACCCACGAUUGUCCUCCCCAUAUCCUGUCUUGGGCUUUGGCCGAGCGUACCACCCAUUGUGCCACCAAGUUCUGGGCUGAGUUUUUUGGCAGUCUGUACAUUGGGGUGGCUUUUGUGGUGACUUUUUUGCUGCAAACUUACCGCUUUCUUUUGUAUUCCUUGAUAAAUACCCUGCUGGUGGGCCUGCUCCACAUGACCUCCGAUUAUUUGGUGAAACCCCUGUUGGCAGUCCUUUUCAAUGGCUUCUUGCAGCCUCCUUUGAUAUGUUGUUUCAAUAUUCUGACAUUGUUGCGAGACAUAUUGCAACCCAUUGCAGAUAGUUUGAAUAAUUUCAUGAAACCCUUGGCAACACUGGCUCGUAGUGUGCGCUUGGUGCAUGUCUCUCAAAAUAAAAAGAAUAUCACUAAGAAUGUUUAGAUACACAGCA